GAAAGGAGGGAGGGUUCGAUAUGUUAAGUGGGUAGGGAGACAGCGGUAUAAAAGCCAGUGCCGGAGAUGUCUGUGUCAGUAGUUGUUGUUGACUGAGACGGAUACAGAGAGAAACAAGGAGCGGAUUACGCCACGAGCUGACCAGAUAUAGCCUUCUCCCCUCACACCAGGUCUGCAGCUCUGCCAAGGACUGGAGGUCUCGUGAAUUUGAAAAGCCAACACCUAACAAAGCAGCUCUUUCAGUCGUAGGCUUCAGACACUAAGCUUCGCCAUCCAGGACAUUGGGAGAUUUAUUGACAGUUUGGCGUGUUCUAGACCUUAGCCGCGAGAAAGAGCCUCUGACAGAACAGGAGGCGACAGAGAGAGGAAAAAAAACUUUGGGAAGUGAAGCGCGAACAACUGCUUUUCCCACCUGCUUCAAGUACUAGUUGUUCUCUCAUGGCUGCUGUCCGCCAGAUGCCCAUGACAACCCAGGGCUUCCACCACAUGCUGCCGGCCCACCUGCUCUCGGCGGCCAUGGAGGAGUUCCCCCAGCAGCUGCCCGUCCCAAAGGGUCCUGCCAGGGGCAAGAGCCGCCCCCGCCGGCCCCGCGAGGCCCGCUUUAAGACCCAGCCCGUCACCUUUGCCGAGAUCGCCGAGGUGGAAGAGGAGGGCGCCUCGCCCCUAGAGGAGGAGAGGGCACGCCGGUCUUUCCUGCAGUCCCUGGAGAACCUUCGCCGAAGCACGCAAGCGCUCCACUCCCCGACGACCGUCAGUCGCACGACUCCCUCCACUCAGCAAAGCCUGGACUCCAGUGACUCUGACUCUGCCCAGUGAGGGGCGGGGCCGGAGGAGAAGCAGAGACAUGUACGCCCCUUCCUGGCAUUUGCAUACACCCCUUUUCCUCCAAUUCUGCUAAACACAGGGCUAAUUGAACUAAACUGGACUGGACUGAUUUCCAAGCUGCUCCUGUGUGCGUAGAGGCCAUUUUCCUUGACAAUAUGUGUCUACAUACAAAUAUAUACAUAUGUGGCUACAGUAUACAUUUGAUGCCUUUUGUAAAGAAUUAUACCAAGUAAUAUAAAAGGCACUGGCUGGUUACAGUAUGUUGCUCACGCCUCCUAGCUAAGCUAAGUUUAGAACAUGAGCUAUGACGCAGUGUUGAAUCCAUCACUUUAGAUAUAUUCUUCUUCAGAUAUAUUCCUUUGCUACUGCCGAAGACUUCUGGACAGGAGGUCUUUUGAAUUUGAGAUGCUUUCAAAAGAGAAAGUCUGUCCUUCCUUUUUAAAAGGAUGGAAACAAUGUUUUUUUUCCAUGUUGUAUUUGUUUAUGAAUUCUGAUUCAAACAGAGUCUUUUGAUAGAAGAGGCAACUUUUAUUCAGAUUUGACUGGCUAACUGAAAACAUUGACCAAGGACUGAAGAGUGAGGUGAGGUACUGAAUAGUGAUUCAAUGGUAAUUGAAGGUACUUGUGCAUUGGUACAGUUCUUACUUCUGUGUUUAUCUUCAUAGCUAGCAAACAGUAUUCACACCUCAUCUUGAGGAUAGAAACAAAAAAAUCCCUUUGCAGACAUAAAUAUUUAUUCUUGUAUUUUGUUUAUAACAUAGCAGAACUACAAAUGUUUUUCUUGUUGUUGACUAUUGACUUCUAAAGUCACUUUAUUGAUUUCUAGGAUAUCCUUUAUACAUUGUUUUACAUCUAUAUAUUGGCUAAGUUGUUUCAUAUUUACUUUAAUAAAUAUUUGCAUAAACAGCCACUUGUUUUUCUCUUUUGCUUAUUUACAAAUAAUUAAAUAUACACAAUAGUAGUCUCUUGGCAGUUGCAUCUCUUACACGGGAUCAGUGGCCACUCAGCCUAGUCAAAGCCAGCACAUUCCCUGCCCAUCCUCUGAAAACAUCUAAAACCCCUACUCCAAAAAGUAAAUUAAAUAAGAUAGCACAAAAAAAAAUAAAC
Molecule: messenger RNA, 1932 nt
Organism: Esox lucius (northern pike)
Lineage: Eukaryota; Metazoa; Chordata; Actinopteri; Esociformes; Esocidae
Gene: c19h11orf96
Product: chromosome 19 C11orf96 homolog
Exons: 1
Coding region: 439-816 (125 amino acids)
Source: RefSeq, a predicted model, not a curated record